UAAACUAGGAGACCGAUGAACGAUAGGUAGAGGUAGAGCUAGCGAGAGAGAGGGAGAGUGUGUGGAGAGACUCGCGUGGUCCUUCCAAGAUUAAAUGACGUGCGAGAUCAUCCCUGUCACCUCCCGCAGUGGCCUCGUGCAUAUAUGCUAGUCUCUUCUUUGUCAUGGCUGGAGCGAAACACGCCUUGAAAAGAUUUUCACAAGAUCUUAUAUCCACUUUUCUCAAGAGAGUGCAAGUGGGUCUUCUUUGGAGCUUGAGGUCUCGGUUUCUUUGCUAGCAUUCUCAGUGACCAGUUUCUCUCUUCCUUGUUUUUGUGUGUCCUGCACAAACUGGGUGGACAAGGUGGGGGGGUUUUGGUGGGUUUUAGUCUGUUCAUGAUGGAAGAGAGCUGUAGAAAAGUGGUGGGCUAGGCUCAAGUUUGCACUUUGUGAUUGUUCCACAGAUUGUUUUCUUGAUUCUCGUUUUCUGAAUUCCUUUUGGGUAGUUGGUUUUCGGGAUCAAAUUACAGAGAAUUUUGGGAUUCGUUUGUAGAAUUUUGAAAUUUUAGUGGGAGUCUGAUGGCUGGGACUGGAAAAGAAUGGUGGGGUUGGAGAUGUUUUGCAAUGAUAGUGAUUAUAUCUCUUGUUGGAGCUUCAGUCUUUGUUUCAGCAAGGGAAGAUGGGAGAAAAGAAGGUCCAAGUAGCACAAAUGGUGACUCUAUAAUGGAUCUCCCCAAGGCUGUAUUCAAUUUCUUAUGGCAAAAGGGAAAAUUGGGUUAUACGCGUGUUUGGCCGGAAAUGGAAUUCGGCUGGAAAAUUGUGGUUGGAUCGAUAAUUGGAUUUUUUGGAGCAGCGUUUGGGAGUGUGGGAGGAGUUGGGGGUGGUGGCAUUUUUGUUCCCAUGCUCAAUUUGAUCAUUGGUUUCGAUGCCAAGUCUUCAACUGCUAUAUCAAAAUGUAUGAUUAUGGGUGCAGCAGCAUCUACUGUUUACUACAACCUUAAGUUGAGGCAUCCCACACUUGACAUGCCAGUCAUUGACUAUGACUUGUCACUUCUUUUCCAGCCUAUGUUGGUGCUUGGAAUCAGUAUCGGAGUCGCCUUCAAUGUCAUAUUUGCUGACUGGAUGAUCACAGUUUUGUUAAUCAUUCUUUUCUUAGGCACCUCAACAAAAGCAUUUUUGAAAGGUGUCGAAACUUGGAAAAAAGAAACAAUACUCAAGAAGGAGGCUGCUAGACGACUGGAAACAAACGGGGAUGGAGCUGAGGAAGCGGAGUACAGACCUCUACCGGGAGAGCCAAAUAGUGGCAAUGAGACAGAAAGCAAGGAAACCAAAAGAACUGAGGUUCCUGUUCUGGAGAAUGUCCACUGGAAGGAUCUGGGGCUUCUUGUUAUUGUCUGGGUUGCCAUACUUGCAUUGGAAAUCGGAAAGAAUUACACAACCACCUGUUCAGCUCUAUACUGGGUUUUAAAUCUUCUGCAGAUACCCGUCGCUGUUGGAGUUUCUGGGUAUGAGGCUUAUAGCUUGUACACAGGGCGGAGAGUGAUAGCUUCCAGGGGCGAAGGGGGUGCUGACUGGAAAAUACACCAGCUAGUCAUGUAUUGCGGCUUUGGCAUAGCAGCGGGUAUGGUUGGUGGAUUGCUUGGUCUCGGUGGAGGAUUCAUUUUGGGCCCACUUUUUCUUGAGCUGGGAAUCCCUCCUCAGGUCUCGAGCGCCACAGCCACUUUUGCCAUGACAUUUUCCUCGUCCAUGUCUGUUGUAGAAUAUUACCUCCUAAAACGUUUUCCAGUUCCCUAUGCUCUCUACUUUGUGGCGGUGGCAACAGUUGCUGCCCUCACGGCCCAACCCAUAGUCAGAAGGAUAAUAGCCAUUCUAGGGCGAGCAUCUUUGAUUAUUUUCAUCCUCGCCUUCACAAUUUUCGUGAGUGCGAUAUCACUAGGUGGGGUUGGUAUAGUGAAAAUGAUUGAGGAAAUAGAGAAUCAGGACUACAUGGGAUUCGACGACUUGUGCUCGGCGGAUUCUUGAUACGACUAUUACUUUUUUUGCUCUCCUCCUUCAGUAUUCUACCGGUUCUUCUCUGAACUGAAAACUUAUUGUCAUGUUAUUUGCAAUAAAUUUUGGUAAUUCAGGACAA
Molecule: messenger RNA, 2110 nt
Organism: Syzygium oleosum
Lineage: Eukaryota; Viridiplantae; Streptophyta; Magnoliopsida; Myrtales; Myrtaceae
Product: sulfite exporter TauE/SafE family protein 3-like
Exons: 12
Coding region: 559-2001 (480 amino acids)
Biological process (GO): protein ubiquitination
Cellular component (GO): membrane; Cul4A-RING E3 ubiquitin ligase complex
Source: RefSeq, a predicted model, not a curated record